Molecule: messenger RNA, 1565 nt
Organism: Zychaea mexicana
Lineage: Eukaryota; Fungi; Mucoromycota; Mucoromycetes; Mucorales; Lichtheimiaceae
Exons: 7
Coding region: 9-1418 (469 amino acids)
Molecular function (GO): nucleic acid binding
Source: RefSeq, a predicted model, not a curated record
AGUUCACCAUGGCCAGUAAAACCAUUCAAAGCAACGUUAAUGCCUCUUUCCUCGAUCAGCAAACGGACUUUCGUUUUCUUAUAAAACAUGAACACCGACUUGCGACAGACACGUUACUUCUGCAAGAUUUAGAUGGCCAGCUUGCAAGGGUCGAGCGUGAACGCGCCAAUUUACAGCAACUUUUAUCUGAGCCACCUACAACCAACCCAAUAUUGAUGAAUGCCAGGAAAAUUCUUGUAUAUAUCGAUAUUCAAACAAGCCGUGUAAUUGAGGGCAAAGGUUUGAUAAGCGGAUAUGGCAUUUACUUUGCCGAUGAUAGAUAUCCACCACAGUUUGGCAACUUUGUUAAUCCUGUGCGAACGUCCCGAUACGGUACUUUGAUGGCGAUGGAGGUUGUGUUGAGAAUGUGCCCUUCAGAUCGAGAAAUUACCUUUGUCAUGGCAGGCAAGAACCUGGUGACGAUGCUCACGGGCCCAUCACAGUCCUGGAAAAAACGACCAGAUCUAGAACCUUUAUUUUCAAAAAUUAAGGACGUGCUGCGAUCAAGAUCCAAGGAUGUACAAGUGAUCAGCGCUAAACCUGACCAAACCUCUAGAUUUGCAAAGUACGCGGCUGAGCUUGCCAAAUCUGCUCGAACGAUUGGAGAACUGGAGCAUGGGAUCCGAUCUCGAGUGCCUGAUAUGCCUAAACUAGCAACCAGUGUCCAAAGAGAAUCGGAAGUACUUAUGCCUAUUCGAAAUUCACUGCCACUGCAACAACAGCAGCAACAACAACAACAACAGGCACCGCCACCACCACCACCACGACCCGCAAUGCCGAUACCACGGGCACGUGCCAGCAAUACAGAUUCUUGCCAACCAUGUGCAUCGCAUGCAGGUAGCAGUAGUGGAACAAAUUCUCUGAAUUGCGCCCACUCUGCUCGGCCGGCUCAUGCGUUUCACAGUAUGGUUGAAUCCUAUGCAUCAUCAAAGGCAGUGCUAAGCGAAGCAAGUGCUAAUAGCAGACCUUUGGGUUUGACGCAUUUGUCAGCUACAUCGUUGUCGGCAUUGCCGUCCACCAACAACAAAAAGCACCGGACUACUACUCUUGCUACUAUGGCUGAAGUAAACUUUAUCGAAAGUCGCUUUCAAGCUACUCGGGGACAGCAACGGCAGAAGCGCAAAUUGGAUGUGGUUGAUCGGUAUGAAAAUGGCAUGGCUGAUGGUGGUAGGUCCAGCAAGGCUAGAAAGGUGAAAAAAGUACGGUUUCUACUGGAUGACCACAGCAACGUGGAUGGUGAUGAUGAUAGUGGUGAUGAAGCGUUUGAGGAUGCUCAGGAAACAGUUUCUUCGAGUACCGACAGCAUCCCAAACCGUACAAGUGUGUCAAGUCGAAUCAUUAGCUCUGUCACAAAAUUUUUCCAAAAGCUGUCAACCUAAAGGAAAACAACUUUAUGCACUUGUCUAAUCCAUCGAUUCCUCUAUUCUAUAUUCUCCUAGUAUAGUGUACUUCUGUCUAUUUGUAACUAGUAUUGUAAAAUUCAUUAAAAAAACAAAAAUUCGUCAGUGGCCAAGUUUCAAAAUGCU